Paralichthys olivaceus (Japanese flounder) is the source of this 714-nucleotide messenger RNA. RefSeq names its product hemoglobin subunit beta-1-like. NCBI's taxonomy places the organism in Eukaryota, Metazoa, Chordata, Actinopteri, Pleuronectiformes, Paralichthyidae. Gene Ontology annotation, cellular component: blood microparticle; haptoglobin-hemoglobin complex; hemoglobin complex. Gene Ontology annotation, biological process: hydrogen peroxide catabolic process; oxygen transport. The record is from RefSeq and is a predicted model, not a curated record. Gene Ontology annotation, molecular function: peroxidase activity; organic acid binding; haptoglobin binding.
AGAGACUGGUGGCCAAGGGAAUUUGAAAAGUUGAAGAAUAAUGUUUGAGUGAGAAACAUUUUUACUGUCAGGGACCUUGGAUUUAACAAAUGAAUCCAAAUGUAUCAGUGACUGACCAUCUUCAUCAUCCUUCAGUGUAAGCUGCUGAAAUCAGCCGCCCUCUGACUCUCUGCUGUUCUCAUCGUUGAACAGAAGGUUAUUAUUUUUUAUUGAUGACACAGAGGCCAUGGUGAAGUGGACAGACCAGGAGCGCAGCGCGGUCAGAGCUGUUUGGGAACAAGUUAAUAUCGACGAGGUUGGACCGGACGCUUUUGCAAGAGUGUUGAUCGUGUACCCCUGGACAGAACGUUAUUUUGGUUCAUUUGGUGAAAUAUUCACAGCGUCUGCUGUUUUGAACAAUGCCAAAGUGGCAGCGCACGGCAGAUUGGUGCUGAGGACACUGGAUGCAUCAGUGAAGAACAUGGACAACAUUAAAGAUACAUAUGCUGCUCUGAGCCGGCUGCACUAUGAAAAACUCCAUGUGGAUCCUGAUAACUUCAGACUCCUGGCAGACUGCAUCACCAUCGCCGUCGCCUGCAAACUCAGGAGUGCCCUGGACCCUCAGGUCCAAGCGACCUGGCAGAAGUUUUUGUCUGCUGUGGUAGAUGCACUGGGGAGUCAGUACUACUGAAGAGCUGAGCAACACAUACACAACUAAAUAAAACUUGCAUUCAA